AUGUACGGGAGUUUUUUGUAUCUUAUUGUGGGAACUUUUUUCGCCAUUUUGCAACUUUCUGAUGCCACGAAAACUUCUAAUAGUACGAUGCCCGCCAUUUUCAUAUUUGGUGACUCGACAGCGGAUGUUGGAACGAACUCUUUCCUCCCCAAAACCAAAAUAAAAGCCAAUUUUCCUCACAACGGGAUAGAUUUUCCCAAUUCUAGACCUACCGGACGCUUCAGCAACGGCUUGAAUAGUGCUGAUUUUCUGUCCAAGUUAAUGGGACAGAAAAGAAGCCCGCAACCGUACUUGUUUCUUCUUAAAGCGGGCCUAAGAAAGCGGAUGUUUAGAGGUGUAAACUUCGCAUCUGGAGCAUCCGGUCUUUUGGACCAGACCGGAAAACACCUGAAUGUUGUAUCAUUGUCUGAGCAAAUCAAGCAAUUUGAGACGGUUCGUAGCAAUCUGACGUUAGUAAAGGGUCGAGGCGCAACUAAAAACAUAAUCGCAAACUCCGUGUUUGCCAUUAGUGUUGGGAGCAACGACAUUUUUGGCUACUUCGAAAGCCAAAGCACCAUCGAUCCUGCUGUUUUCAUUGGUUCAUUAAUGACGGCGUACGAGUGUCAUAUUGAGUCUUUGUACAACCUCGGAGCAAGGAAGUUCGGGAUCAUAGGAGUACCACCGAUCGGUUGUUGCCCGUCACAAAGAAUUCACAACAUCACUGGGGGAUGUUUGGAGAUCGAAAAUACUUUUGCUCAAAAUUUUCAUUCAGCGCUUGAUACCCUCUUGAAGAAACUCGCUUGUAAGCUAUCAGGAAUGAAGUACGCGCUCGGAAAUUCAUAUGAAAUGACGAUUAACGUCAUCAACCAUCCACAACUAUUCAAUUUUUCGUACGUUGAUAGAGCAUGUUGUGGCGAAGGGUGGUUGAAUGCCGAAAAAUCUUGUACACGAAAAGCAAAACUGUGCUCGAAUCGUAACGAAUACCUAUUUUGGGACUUGUUCCAUCCAACACAGUAUGCUUCCGAGCUCGCCGCUAAAACCUUAUAUAACGGUGGACCACAAUUUGUGACCCCGAUUAACUUUGCUCAGUUGGCAGCAUAUUGA
This is a messenger RNA of Cynara cardunculus var. scolymus (artichoke), 1083 nucleotides long. Its product is annotated as GDSL esterase/lipase At1g71250-like. The transcript is spliced from 5 exons. The coding region runs from base 1 to 1083 and encodes 360 amino acids. Lineage: Eukaryota; Viridiplantae; Streptophyta; Magnoliopsida; Asterales; Asteraceae. The record is from RefSeq and is a predicted model, not a curated record. Gene Ontology annotation, molecular function: hydrolase activity, acting on ester bonds.